This is a messenger RNA of Colletotrichum siamense, 390 nucleotides long. RefSeq lists its product as uncharacterized. The record is from RefSeq and is a predicted model, not a curated record. The transcript is spliced from 2 exons. NCBI's taxonomy places the organism in Eukaryota, Fungi, Ascomycota, Sordariomycetes, Glomerellales, Glomerellaceae. Bases 1 to 390 code for a protein of 129 amino acids.
AUGACGACGCCCACUUCUAAAGUGAUGGAUCGCUACAAAUCACCGCUGGAGGCGAUCAAGGACGAUGGGCUUUGGCCUUUCAUCAAAGACGCUGUCUCGGGCCAAACUGGUCAAAUCGUGAAGGUGCUUCUUCCAGAUCGAAAGACUGAUCGCGCGGCAGGAUCCGCCUCUAGCCUUGGGCUUAGUGUUGCGAAGACCGGCUUCUCUAAAGUGACUGUCCAGUCACUCUUACUGCAGCUCACGACAUGCACCAUCGCACAAUCGGCUAUGUCACAACGCGCACACAAAUUUGACGACACUCACAGGCAGAGUAUCAAUGUGACGCUGGCAGCUAAUCAUGAGGUUUGCGAGAUCAUCCAAACCGAUCGACAGGAGUACGACGAUGACUAG